This is a messenger RNA of Amphimedon queenslandica, 1248 nucleotides long. RefSeq names its product tripartite motif-containing protein 3-like. NCBI's taxonomy places the organism in Eukaryota, Metazoa, Porifera, Demospongiae, Haplosclerida, Niphatidae. The annotation marks the transcript as partial. The transcript is spliced from 2 exons. The record is from RefSeq and is a predicted model, not a curated record. Gene Ontology annotation, molecular function: protein binding; zinc ion binding.
GAAUGCCUGGAGAGAUUACCACUGGAUAAGAAGAAUGAGACCUAUUACCUCUCUUGUCCGAAUUGUCGUCAACAUGCAGAGCUACCAAAAGAUGGAGUUGGAGCCUUUCCUGUAGCAUUCCACCUCAACAACCUCAAAGAGAUGCAAGGUUUACUGAACAACAGGUCGUCAAAAGUACAUAUACCUGCAUUUAAUCCUCCAGAGGUCACAUGUGACGAUCAUGGAAAGUCUUUGGAGCUAUUCUGUGAAACAUGUGAUACAGGAAUUUGUGUUACCUGUCAAUUCGGUGAUCACAAACAUCAUAAAUACGAAUUGAUCACUGAAAAGUAUGAUCAACACUGUGAAAAGUUAAAAGAAUGUCUAUUACCAGUUGAGAGAAGGAAGGCAGCACUUAAAAAGAUCUUGUCUGCUAUAACAGAGAGAGAGGGCGAGAUCAGAGAGAGAGGAGAAGGAGUUUUGGCAGAAAUACACGGAAUGGUAGAGGACAUGAUAAAUGUUCUUCGUCGGUCAGAGAGGAAAUUGACUGAGCAAGCAAAGAGGGUCAUUGAUUCUAGGCUAAAGGUGCUGUCAGAGCAAAAGGAAUCAACAAAAAAGAGUUUGAAAUUAGUGGAGGAUGUUACAACUUAUGUGGAACAGAGUCUGAAAACAGGCAGUCCUCAACAAGUCCUGGGGUCUAAGAAGCAGAUGAUGGAGCGUAUGAGCAAUGUCACUUUACCAAUCAAUUGGGAAGAGUUAUAUCCAGUAGAAAAAGCUGACUUUGAAUUGAGCAAAGAUAUCAAAUCGCUGCGUCACAUUGGAGAUAUUGUGACCCACUCUUCCACUGCACUACAGCAGUGUAGGGAUACCUCACUAGUCAUCUCAAUCAGUCCUCACAUUGAUAACAUCUCUUCAGUACAUGUCAUAGAUGAUGUGAAGGGUCCCUUGGGUGUUGCUAUAACUGAGGAUAAUCGUGUUAUAAUAACUGAGCGUGAUGGUCACUGUGUAACAAUACUCGAUAAAAGGGGAAAGAAAGUGAAAUCAUUAGGUGGGGAAGGAGGAAGAGGUAACGUCAAGUUUUCUUAUCUUCAUUGCUUGGCGAUUACUCCAGACAGAUUCAUACUUGUGUCUGAUAGUAAUAGUAUCCAGAAGAUAAGCAUGGAUGGACAGCUUAUAAAGUCAGUUGGGGAGUGGGGCAGUGGACCACUACAAUUCAAUGAUCCUUAUGGUAUAGCCAUUUCUCCUACAACAGGACAGGUUUAUAUUGCUGAU